AUGCUGGCAGCAGCCGUCGGUGUCACUGGCACGGACCCUUCUGCAGGGUCAAACAUGGGUCUCCACGAGACUCAAGACUUAGUUGGUGUUGAUGCGUUUGUGGUUGACGUCGCUGUCGGUGGAGCCGAACCAAAUUUUGUCGGUGGAGAAGCCGGUAUUGUCGACGGGCCGUCGGCCGCCAUGACGGACCGCGUCGGUACCGAGCAGAAGUUCGUCAGCGGCGACGAUUCUUCUGCCGCUGCAGUCGGUUUUGACGGCGAACCGGCGACGGGUGCUGGCGCUUUAACCGAAGAGUUGGUGUCUGAAUACUCUGCUGGCGAAGAACUUGCUUCGGCACCCCACCGUGCCCUCAUCGUUGAAGAUAGCAGCGACGGAGGAGCCAACUCCAUGGAGGAGCCGUCGGCCGAUGCUUGCAGUUGUGACGGCGAAGAUCUGGAGACAGGUGUUGGCGCUUCGACGGGCCACGAGCUGUACUUCUCGCGUCUCCCAAGUCUCGAUGAGGGCAUCGCCGACAAAUGCGAUCUCGUGGAAGACACCUGUCAAGACGGAUUCAAAGACAUCACCGACGAGUUGUUGCGCCAUCAAAUUAUCGAGGAAUGCGAGGACCGUGUAGCCCGAGCUGGAGCCGCCUGCGCGAACGCCCAACACAAACUGUCCGAUGGGUACAAAGAUUUGCAAUCUACCGUUGCGGCGGAUCGAAAGCGCUAUGAGGAGAAUGCGGCGUCAAACCGAGCGCGCUGUAAUGAAGAGAAGGAGACAUUGACGAAUGACGAACGAGAGCAUUGUCGCAUUGAGAAGACUUCGAAGUUGGCCGAGGGCAACACAUGCUUGACCAAGUCUCUACCCGUCCUCGAGAGACAGGUGUUGCAAAAGACCAAAUUUAACAAAAAGCAACGCGAUAUAAUGGCUGAAGACCGAAAAGCGUUUGACGAGCAAUUGAACAGCAAGCAGGCAUAUGUCGACGGAACUGUGGAUUCAUGCGCUGCAUCGAUUCGUGACCUAACUACCCAGUUCCAAGCGAGUAAUGCAACCUUCAAUACCCGGAUCAAAUAUUUGUCGAAUGACUACGAGAGCGCGGCGGGAAAUGCUUCGCACUUUGAACGACAAGCCAUGGACUGUAAUAUCGCAUUCGAGGAGCUGAUGAGUCAGGCGGAUAUCUGUGGGGCGGACAAGGAACAGCUCAAAACUGAGCAUGCACAAGAAAUCCAGAAGAUGGAAGAAGAGCACAAGAAUCAGAUUGCCGACAUGAAAACACGCCAUGCAAAAGAACUCGUGGAAGCUGAGCGAAAAGGAGCCGAAGAAGUUAAGGAGGAAUUUAAGAAAACUGCGCUCGGCUUGCAGCUUUCCGAGAGCUCCUCUCAAUCCGUCAAUUGA
This is a messenger RNA of Seminavis robusta, 1374 nucleotides long. NCBI's taxonomy places the organism in Eukaryota, Bacillariophyta, Bacillariophyceae, Naviculales, Naviculaceae. The record is from the annotation of a GenBank genome assembly.